Messenger RNA from Hipposideros armiger (great roundleaf bat), 680 nucleotides. RefSeq names its product neuromedin S (gene NMS). NCBI's taxonomy places the organism in Eukaryota, Metazoa, Chordata, Mammalia, Chiroptera, Hipposideridae. Bases 8 to 484 code for a protein of 158 amino acids. The record is from RefSeq and is a predicted model, not a curated record. The transcript has 8 exons.
UUUGAAGAUGAGACGUCUUCCCCAAUUCCCUUCCAUUUUGGCUAUCUAUUGCUUCUGCCUACUACAGAUCCCCUCCUCAGGAUUUCCUCGACCUUUAGCUGAUUCUCCAGAUGGCUUGGAUAUUGUGCAGCAUGAGUGGCUGGCAAAUUGGGCAACUCUUUCCAGGCAACCUAAGGAUAAGCAAGAUAUAUACAAAAGGUUUUUAUUUCACUACUCCCGAACUCAGGAGCCAACAUUUCCAGUUAAAAUUGGGUUUCCUCCUGUGCACCCUUUAAUGCGUCUGGCCACCAAGCUUGCCAAUGGAAGGAUGAAAAGAUUUCUACAGCGUGAUUCGGGGGUUGCGGCAGAGGACUUUACCAAGAAGGAUCAUGCUGCCACCUGGGGACGACCAUUUUUCCUUUUCAGGGUAUCACAUGUUCCCUCUUCUCUGUUUUUAACCCUGAUUUCCUCCUGCCACCCCAAUUAUGGAGUUUCUGCAGAAUGAGCCCAGCCAACCCCCCUCCCCCACCCCAGCAAACUGGUGAACAAUUUUGGAGACUCUCUCACCCUGUACUUAGUGGGGGACUCUCAGAGUCUCCUCCUACAAACUCACUGCUUAUAAAGGAAAUGGGUCCACCAGGACCCAGGCUGAGAGCACCAGGGCUCAGAUGCAGGUGCUGGAAGUGGGAGUUCUGCUGAUG